Molecule: messenger RNA, 1609 nt
Organism: Ceraceosorus bombacis
Lineage: Eukaryota; Fungi; Basidiomycota; Exobasidiomycetes; Ceraceosorales; Ceraceosoraceae
Source: the annotation of a GenBank genome assembly
AUGGGUCUCUCUUUUGGGAACUAUGAUGAGAUCUGUGAUACGGUGGCGUUGAUUGUGUGUCCCUUGUUGGGCAGCGAGUUGGGGCUGGAGCCGAAAUGCUAUUCGAGGAAUGUCGAGAUCAACAACACCAUCAUUUUCCAACCGGGUGAGUGCGCGCAAUCACGUCUCGAGCCACGCGAAGAAGUUUGGACAAAGCAUCGAGGUGCGCAGAUGAGCCGUUCGGCUCGAAAGAUUAGCAAGACCGUCCCAAGUUGCUAUUGUCAGGCGACAUAGUCCUCACGACGAUCCGCACACCUCUGAUGGAUCUUUGGCCCCUUGAAUUGCCUCACGGCGGGGCCUCGGGUACACCUUGCUUCUGUGUAUGGCUUGGGCGAAGGCUGACAGUAAACGUCGCACCGACUUCAUCUCUCUUCGCAGCAACAUGUUUUGUGCACAUCGCUGCGCUCAUCAUGACAGCGAUCAUGAUUUACCACGUCCGCAGCAAGUACACUGCCGUCGGUGAGUCUCACGGCGAAGGACCUUUUCUGCACACGCAAGCGGUUGCCCUACAACUUAGCAUGAUUUGGGGCAAGGUCGGGUGUCGCUCACUCAACGUGCUGGGAGACGGAGGAGCGGCGCUGAUCGUGACCAUAUCACAUGUCUGCGCCUGAACCCUUGGAGGUUGUACCACAAAUGCUAAUGCACACCUACGCUUUGGGCUUGCCACAGGGAGGAAGGAGAUUGUUCUCUUCUUCUAUCUGUAUGCGGUGGCAGAAAUCCUUGCCAUCUUUCUGGACUCGGCCAUCAUUCCCACCUACAGCACCGCCUAUGCAGUGAGUCAGGGCAGCUUUGUUUGAGAGACAGGGCCGACUUUUGACGUGCUCUUCCUCGCUUUGCGCAACAGGUAUUUGCGGCCAUCUACGUGGGACUAGGCACUGCAAUCUAUUGGUGCCUGCUCAUCAACGGCUUUGUUGGCUUCCAAUUUGCAGAGGACGGCACUCCCAAAUCCCUUUGGUUCUUGCGGAUAUCCUGCGUGGUCUUGUGGCUGAUCGGCUUUUUGGUCGCGCUUGCCACCUUCAAGUCCGUAGGCGGCUUGUCACCCACAAAGACAGUCGGUCUCUGGGUCGUCCAGCUGCUUUUCCCGGUCGUCUGCGUGGCGAUCUACGUCAUCUCGCAAGUUAUCUUGGUCUUGCGAACACUCGACGACAGGUGGCCGCUAGGAGACAUUACCUUUGGUACACUGGCCUUCGUCGCCGCUUGCGUGCUCAUGUUCGGAUUCUCCGCGACAAUCUGCGACAAAGUCAAGCACUACAUUGACGGGACCUUUUUCGGUACGCUUUGCUUGCUAUUUGCAGUCAUGAUGACGUACAAGUAUUGGGACUCCAUCACGAAGGAAGAUCUCGAGUUCUCCGUUGGCAGCAAGCAAAGCGUGUGGGAAGUCAAGGACCCGUUGAUUGGGGCUGGAGACGUCGACGUCAUGGGUCCUGCCUCCAUCAACACCCACGAGAGCCCGUUCAGCGGUGGUCAUUCGUCGAACCGGAACAACAGCCCCGGCAGAUUAGCACCUGGCUUUGGAUCGAAGGGAUCUGGCUACCCUCCCGCCGGACAGUAUGGAGGCAGUACGUACUAG